This is a messenger RNA of Colletotrichum destructivum, 4999 nucleotides long. RefSeq lists its product as uncharacterized. The record is from RefSeq and is a predicted model, not a curated record. The coding region runs from base 527 to 4999 and encodes 1490 amino acids. The transcript is spliced from 5 exons. Lineage: Eukaryota; Fungi; Ascomycota; Sordariomycetes; Glomerellales; Glomerellaceae.
CCGGCAAUGCAGCUUGUGCCCCUUUGAAUCGCAUUGUUUUCCGCCAGUCGGGCAUUGACCGUUUGUGACCGUUUCCUCCCUUUCCAACCACGUUCGCCUUUGUGGCAACCCUUGCCACAACGGCUCCUUGUGAUGCCUUUCUUUGGGCCGAAAGGAACAACAUGUUCUUGAAUGGUUUGAAGAGGGAGGGACUGAGAAAGAAGGCCGGCCUUUGAAAAUCGUAAAACGGACGUGUUUCGCAAGUCGAGGCGGCAGACGGGUUUCCUUCAACUCUUGCUUCACUCGCUCCCCGGACUCACACGCUUCUUUUUGUCUGGCGUCUCUCAAUGCCUCUUGCGACAAGUGAGCUAGCUGUUUUACUCCUGUUUCCUGUCUCCAAGCCUAAGCUUGUUCUUUUGGACUGAGGCUUAGGCUUUGAUUGUGUUGCGUCUAGUUGUUUCCUGUCCGCUGGACGUCCUUUUUCUCAUCAUCAUCAAUACUGCAAACCGUCGUGCAAGUGCGCUGAGCACAACUGCCAACAGCCGUCAUGGCACAAGAAAGGAUGCCCGAGCUGGACAGCAUAGUCCGCAGGCAGUACCACCGCUUCCCAGCCGAGACAUGGGAGCUCACCCGGAAAGCUCUCGAAGACCCCGAGCCCUACCGCCUCUUCCAACACAUCGAGGUCCUCAUCUUCACUCGUAGAAUUGAUGACGUGCUCAGGAAGAACCCAGAGUUCCGUGCCCUGCUGGCCGACAUGUACGGCAAUCGGUACGACUGGCUGCGGGAUGCGGACCUGGGAACAGGUCGAUGGGAGGGCUCCCGCGAGAACGCGGCCGAGAGCCUGGCCGCGCGGGCUAAGAAGUCCGAGAAGGAGCACGCGGACACGGACAAGAAGAAGAGAGACCUCAUGAUCGAGAAGAUCGCCGAGGGCGGCGACGACGUCGUCCGGUGGGCCAAGGUCUUGGGGUUCGAAAAUGUUGCGUUCCCGAUAGACGAGAUCCAAGCAGCCGCGACGAGAAUGAAGACGGAACGCGCCAACCUUGGCGCCGAGGGCGGCGUUGCUGGCUACGGAGUCGGCGAGGCGAGAGAAGACAUUGGCGGAGUAGAUGCCACCGCGUGUCCCGACGGCCCCGAGGGCACAUACGGCCCGUCCUCGCACAUGAGCAUGGGCAAACAGCUCGCGGCCAUGUCCAAGGAGCACAAGCAGCCGCCGCCCGUGCCCAAAGCCCCCGCAGAGGGCGGAGCGGCGCCGCGGAACCCCUUCACGACGGAGUGGCGGCAUCGCGACGCCCCCAACGGGUGGAUGUACCCGGCGACGUUCGACCCCUAUUACAGCAGCAACCAGUUCAUCCGUCGGUCUACGAGUUACAAGCUGCCUUGCGUAGGCCGAAUUGAAUAUGACGACGACGAAGUACUCGAGGCUGAAGACGACAGAGCCAGUCAUGCACGCCCAGCGACGGCUCCGACUGGCUUGGCAGCGAUGAUUACCACAACUCGGCUCAAGCCCGUCGGGGUAUCAAGUAGAACGAAGCGUCGUAGCGAAGCCUUGAAGAGGAAGACCAGGCGUCCCAAAGAACAGAUUCGAGUUAGGAGGAACAUCACAACUGUGUCGACUCUUCGGCAACAUUCACCUCCCGUACUUUCAUUCUUCAAAACCAAGCGCAGAACAGACUCUCAGCAAGGUCCAGCAACGGGUGAGUCAGCAGCCGAACCGUCCAUCACCAUCACCUCGCCCACGGACCAAACAAGGCCCUUUGAUCAGUUCGAGCAGGCAACCGAGACCUCGACCCUCGCCCCUGAGCUUGGAGACAGCCGUAUCAACACGCCCCUUCGGGAAGAGACCCUGCUCUCCCCGCAGAGCACUGACGAAACAACCGAUGAGGACGACGUCGAUAUGGUCGACAUCGACUCGGAGGACGACGUGGAGGUAGUCGAGGGCGAGGAUGAGGACGACGCGGUCGAGAUCAUGUUGGAGGAGGGCUACGGCCAGGACUGGCUCAUCGAGUGGCUGAAGCGCGACCGCUCCACGUCCGAGGAGGACCUGCGCAUGAUUCACUACCAUGGCUGGCGCGUCCACUCGCCAAAGGUACAGCUCAUCCUCAUCAAGAACUUUCUCGCCGACGAGGACAUGGAUCGCACCAUGGACUGGGAGCGCAAGUUCGCCGAGAUUGGCGAGUUCCUGCAAUACUGCCUCCGCAGGGAGGGUGUCACCAGCAGGGACUGGUACGUCGACCUGUGCGAGUGCAUCGGCAUGCUGCACAUGCACUGGAUGUUUGAGCAAUAUCACUACGGCGAAAAGAAGCUCGUCGUCGACUUUCCGGCGUACUCGGGCGUCAGCACGCGUCUGCCGCCCCUCCUCGACGGGCGCGACCUCAUCGUGGCGAAGCGGCCCAAGGACCCUGUGCGGCCCCGGUACCUCCUCCACCGGGUGCCCGAGUCCGUUCAGGAUGUGGACUACCAGAUCCCCGGACCGCUGCUGCGGACCAUGUUCAUGACCUGGUUCCGCCAGGAUGGCAACCUCGUCUGGUCCGCCGAUCCGAAUGGCCCGAUGCCGGGCUCCGGGCAGCGCGGGGAAGUGUUCCAGUACCAACCGGACUUCAACAUGGCCCUCACCGAGGACGUCUGGUUCGUGCACUGCAUGGACGGCGGGCCCGAGACGACGGCGACGGGGCUGCGCGGCGAGGCCAACUUCUACCUCCUGAACAGCGAGUAUGUGCCCGGCGAGGUCCGCGAGUCCGAGGUCGGCGGGAGGACGCACAAGGCGCAGAUUUAUUACCCCGAAGGCGAGGCCCAGCAGCGCUUCGCCCGGUACCGCGGCGCAAAACGCGCGGCGCUGCAGCAGUGCCUCUCGCACUUUGACGCCGUCGAGAACGUAGCCAUCCAGAGCCCCUUCCGGAAGCUCGUGCUGCCCCUGACGCGCCGGCAGAAGCAGCGCGCCCGGGAGGCGGCCGGCAUCAAUAUCGUCUCCAAGCCGCACGCCGUCAAGACCCUUCCCAAGGGCGCCCAGGCCGACGAUCCGCUGGGCCUGGUGUACUGGUUCCAGAAGAUGCGGGAUAACCACGGCGAGCGCGCGGACGCGGUGCGGGGCGAGACGGAGGAGGCGCACCGGGGGGCCGUCGGGGACCUGGACACGGUGCUGCUGCCGCACAGCUUCCUCGGCCCCAUCACGCCCUUCAAUUUCCUCAAGGAGAGCGAGCGGAGGCUGGUGGCGCGGCACACGCUGUUGGUCAACCUCCGCGACCGGGUGAGGCGGGCGUACCGCCGGAAUCCGCGGCAGAUGCUCGAGGGCGUCGUCGAGAACAUGGACCGCGGCCGGCGCGGGGAGGCCUCGUGGAACAUGCGGGACGAGCUGACGGCGCACCGGGAGAGGCACGGCCGGUACCUCGAGAUGAACGACAUGGAGCUGUACUGGGUCGACUUUGUGUGCGGGCCGUCGACCAACGCCAAGGCGCAGCGGGAGGCGCUGCCGAGCCUUGGCCGGCCGUUCGAUGUGUUCACGGCGCGCGUGCAGACGCUGCUGGACGAGCCGAGCCGGGAGUGCCUCUUCGGCCUCAAGGAGAACAAGGUAGGCUUGCAGCAGGUGACCAUGGCCCUCAACGCCAGCCUGCGGCAGGGCGACUACGUCUUCACCGAGGACAUGGUGAACAAGUACAGCUGGGUCCUUGCCGACCACGGACGACUCGGAUACGAGCGCGCCGAGACGGGCGAGGUGCAGAUCAGCCGGCCCGAGUGCCCAUGGCACCCGGAGAACCGCAUGAACUGGCCGCGGGACGACGACCACUGGGACCCGGCGACGGACCCGUGGACGGCGGCCAACGUGCCGUCGCCCGACCACACGUGGGACUGGGAAACAGCCUUCGCCAACGUAGAAAAGGUCAACGCGACGCGCCGCGCGACGAAGCGCAUGCUGUGGUCCGUCGCCUACCGCGUCGGCAUCGAGCUCGACGCCCUGGCGGCCAAGCUCGCCGGCGUCGACGACACGCUGAGCAGGACGGCCAAGUGGGAAGCCCGCGCCGCGCAGUUGGAGGAUCUCGCGGUGAGCUGGCGGCAGCGGUUCGACUGGCCGGCGGUCAGUGACGGGGACGGGAAUGGCAACGAGAACGAGAACGGGGACGGGAAGGUCGCGAGGCGACCGGCGUCGUAUAUCAGCGUCGUCAAGGCGGGAUACCCGGGGCGGUGGAAGAAGAAGAUGACGGAGGAGCAGGCCGUGGAGAUCGUCCGCAGGGGCAUCAUCGACGAGCUCUCGGCCGGCGCCAGCACGCUCUGGCCGAGUCGGCCGCGCUUCAGCCGCGUUGGGGGGCGGGACGUCAUGACGCUGCACCGGGAGCGCGUGUGGGAGUGGGCGCGGCCCGCGGUCGUUGGGCCCAAGAAGCGGUUCUUCUCGGUGAACCGGUGGCCGGUGCACCUGCAGAGCGAGGCGACGCAGACGGAGAUCCGGACGAGCGAGAUCCGGGCGAAGGCGGAGCGGGAGGCUGAGGAGGCGCAGAUCGCGGCGGAGAUGGCGCGGGUCGAAGCGCGGGCGCGGCCGACGGCGGAGGAGGAGCGCAAGGCGCAGCUGGCGCGGAGCCUGUCGGUGCCGUUCCACGAGGCGAACGACCCGCGGACGCAGUUCUUCCCGGGUCACACGGAGUACUGGGAGGGCGACACGCCGCUGCAGAAGAAGGUUCUCGAGGCGCACGUGCAGCGGGUUAUUGAUGAGGAGCUAGGCCCCAACGACGGCAAAGCCCCGCGCGGAACAGGCUGGUUUGGCCGGGGGCGCGCCCAGACGCCCAGCAGCGGAGACGGAGGCGGCGACGCCUUCGCGUUCCCUGACGUGGUCCCGGAUGUCGUGCCGAGGAGCGUGCCGGCACGGGCCGGUUUGUCCCUGGGGAGGCAGACAGCGGUGUCGGACGGGAUGCCGUUCAUAGUGUCGAGUGUCAUCGAAAGACGGGAGCCGUUGCUUUCACCGCGAUACCCGCCGGACCAGCAGCCGCAGAGCCGGGAGCCGCAGAGAAGGGUGCGGUUCGAGGACCCGGAGUAG